AUGGCGAAAGAAAAGUCCAUCAACCCAGCCCAAGCCCAGCGCAAAGCCGACAAAGCAAAGGCUAUCAAGAAAGGCAAAUCCGAAGUUCUCGCCCGCCGCAGCGAAAAGCUUGCCCGUCGCAACCCGGACCGCCUCCAAAAACAGCUCGAUGAUCUUAAAGCCAUUGAGAGUUCGGGAGGUAAACUCACGUCGCAUGAGAAGAGCGUCUUAGAAGGGCUAGAGAGGGACGUUAAGGCUGUGAGGAAAGCGAGAGAGGCAUUAGGGGAUAAGGCGCCCAAGUUCGGCUCGGGAACAUUUGACAGGAGAGAGGGAAGAGAUGGGCAGGGGGUGCUAGGGAAGAGGAGGAGAGGAGGAGAUUCAGAACCAGGCAGUAGUGACGAAGAUGUGCCAGAGGAUGUGAAAUCCAUUCCCAUGCCGAGGGACACGCCACCGCCGAUCCCGAAGGAGGUAUUGGAUAAGUGGUAUCAGAAACGAAGGGACCGGAUGGGACAGACUGGGAGGGGAUCCAAUGCCAAUGCAAUGCCCUUGGGUGACAAUGCCAGAAAUAUACCAGAGAGGUCUGUUGCUGCAAGUACGCUGCCGCCUGUGGAGGCCAAGACCGUGUACGAGGCGAAGCCUGUUGUGAGGGAUUUGAGGAAGGAAGCUGUGGCUUUUGUGCCGGCUGCUGUGAGGGCGAAGCUGGACAAGUCAAAGGGUGUGGGGGGUUUGGUUGAGCCCGAUGAGGCGGAUAGGUUAGAGAAGGAAGGAUAUAUGCCAACAGCAGGGUCUGGAGCAAGGAGUGGGAGUGUUGAGGAAGGGAGGCAGCAUGAGGGCAGCUUGGUACGGCCUACUUCACGAGUUGUUACGAUGGAAGAGGUGGAGGAUGAAGAGGGCUAG
Molecule: messenger RNA, 876 nt
Organism: Venustampulla echinocandica
Lineage: Eukaryota; Fungi; Ascomycota; Leotiomycetes; Helotiales; Pleuroascaceae
Exons: 2
Coding region: 1-876 (291 amino acids)
Biological process (GO): RNA processing
Source: RefSeq, a predicted model, not a curated record